AUGCCCAGCGUUUGCGUGAUAGGCUCCGGCCUUUCUGGCAUUGCCACCCUCAAGGAAUGCCUCUCGGAGGGGUUUGAGGUGCAAUGCUUCGAGGCCCGCCCGGAGAUCGGCGGGCAGUGGGCUCACCAGCCUGACGCGUCGCCGUCCGACCCUGCCGGGAGCGUACAGUCAUCCAUCUACGACGGCGUCGUGCUCAACUCAUGCCGCGAUACUUCGGCCCUGACGGACUUCCCACUUGACCCGGCGAGGUACGGAGACUACUUUGGGCACAAACAGCAGCUGCAGUACAUGAACGAGUAUGCGGAGCAUUUCGGCUUGAAGAAGCACAUACGGCUGAGCACGCGCGUGCUCUCUUCGGAGCCGAGAGAGGAUGGCUCAUGGACUGUUCGGGUCCAGGAGGAUGGAAAGGAUGGCGUGGAGGAGCUCACCUUUGACGCGGUAUUCGUCUGCGUCGGUCACCUGUCCACGCCUUCGGUCCCGGAGUUGAAGGGGCGGGAUGCGUUCCAGGGCCAGUUCAUGCACAGUCACUUCUAUCGCCGCCCAGGCCCUUUUGAUCGCAAGAAAGUUGUUAUCAUAGGGCUUGGCAGUUCCGCGGUUGAUAUUGCCUGCGAGAUAGCCCCUGGUGCAGAGGAGGUGCAUGUCAUCACUCGCCGAGGAGGGUUCGUUCUUCCGCGCUACGUGCUGGGCAAACCGGUUGAGGCAUUUGACAAUCGCGCAACGCAGGUCUGGCUGCCGAUCGGGCCAGCUCAAUGGCUGCAGACGAAGCUUUUAGAGAUUGUUGAUGGGAAGCCGCCGCAGGUCCUGCGACCAUCGCACAAGAUCCUCGAGCAAAGCCCCACUGUCCGCGGCGACUUUAUCGAGAAAGUCCGGACACAGGUUAUCAAUAUCCACAGAGGCAGCGUGGAACACCUAACCAAAGACGGCCUUGUCAUCACCGUGCAAGGCGAAGAAACUACCACCGAGGAGCUCAAGGCGGACGUCAUCAUCGCCUGCACCGGAUACGACCAGUUCGACCACCCCUUCCUGCCGAAAGACGUGGUCCGGGGCCCAGACACGCCCGCCAACCGCGUCGACCUGUACAAGCUCAUCGUCCCGCCCCGCUACGACAACCUCUUCAUGAUGGGCCACGCAGAGACCGUCGGGCCCGCCGCGCCGACGUUCGAGGCACAGGCGCGGUGGGCGUGCGCGGUGCUCUCGGGGCGGAUCGAGCUGCCGCCCAAGGCCAAGAUGAGUGAGGAGGUGCAGAAGUUCCAGGCCUGGCAGGAGAAGCACUUCCUCGGCACGGAGCGCCACGCCCUGAUUGUGUACGCGGUCCCAUACAACGAUGAGCUGCUCGAGCCGUUGGGGGCGGUGCCGUCGUUUGGCAAGUGCCUGGGCAGCGUCCUGACGAGCGGGCACCCGUGGCGGGCCCUCAAGGUGCUCAACGCCGUGUGGUUUGGGAUCGCCAGCGGGGCGCAGUGGAGGUUGUUUGGCUACGGGGCGAAGGAGAAGCUGGCCACGGAGACGUUGCUGAGGAUUGGCGCUGGAGGAAAGGCGCUGAGCAAAGGAGAGCUCAAUCAGCUCGCUGUCAAAUGA
Molecule: messenger RNA, 1575 nt
Organism: Diaporthe citri
Lineage: Eukaryota; Fungi; Ascomycota; Sordariomycetes; Diaporthales; Diaporthaceae
Exons: 3
Coding region: 1-1575 (524 amino acids)
Molecular function (GO): flavin adenine dinucleotide binding; N,N-dimethylaniline monooxygenase activity; NADP binding
Source: RefSeq, a predicted model, not a curated record